GUUUCUCAUACACGCGCUUUUCUUUCUCAGUAAACACUUCCCCAAACUAGGGUUUAAAAUAAAAAAGAAAGUGGGGAAUCCGAUUCAAGCAAGGAGCCAGUGAAAAGCGAAAUACUCUCGAAUCAGCUUCUUUCUUGUAUAUAUUUAUAUAUAUAUAUUAAGAAGAAGGGAAGUCGAACACUCAACGACACAGCGAAAAUGGGAAGAGGGAAGUUCAAGGGCAAGCCCACCGGCCGCCGCCAUUUCUCCACACCGGAGGAGAUGCUGGCUGGUACCUCUUCUCGUCCUCGCACUUUCAGAAAGGAAGAAGCUGAGUUGGAAGAAGAAGAGACGUCUGAUAUAGAGUCUGGAGAGGAAUCUGAUGAUGUAUCUGAAAAAGUGAAAGGCACCGAGGGUGUCAUUCAGAUUGACAACCCCAAUCUCGUAAAGCCGAAGAACAUGAAAGCACGUGAUGUUGAUUUAGAGAAAACAACUGAGCUUUCAAGGCGUGAAAGAGAGGAGAUUGAAAAGCAGAAAGCUCAUGAAAGGUACAUGAAGCUGCAAGAACAAGGGAAGACCGACCAAGCGAAGAAAGAUUUAGAACGUUUGGCCCUUAUACGUCAAGAAAGAGCAGAAGCUGCUAAGAAACGCGAAGAGGAGAAAGCUGCCAAAGAACAGAAGAAGACGGAAGCUCGUAAAUGAUCUUUUGGACAUGAAAUGAUUUUUGUUUAGGUGGUUAUUUCGAACAAUAUUGCUACUCGUAUGUCGUGCUGUUAACAAUGUUCAUCCCGUUUUCGUUUUACUUUCUGCCAGAUUUUAUUGUAUCUCGAUAAAACAUAAUACCCGUGCAUUUCGUUUUAUAUACAAGACUUUUAAAAAUACUUUGAAUUU
Erythranthe guttata (spotted monkey flower) is the source of this 870-nucleotide messenger RNA. RefSeq names its product 28 kDa heat/acid-stable phosphoprotein-like protein. The record is from RefSeq and is a predicted model, not a curated record. Lineage: Eukaryota; Viridiplantae; Streptophyta; Magnoliopsida; Lamiales; Phrymaceae.